Molecule: messenger RNA, 752 nt
Organism: Pomacea canaliculata
Lineage: Eukaryota; Metazoa; Mollusca; Gastropoda; Architaenioglossa; Ampullariidae
Exons: 7
Coding region: 28-612 (194 amino acids)
Molecular function (GO): calcium ion binding
Source: RefSeq, a predicted model, not a curated record
CGAUAACUUUUCAACCUUAAUGAUAAAAUGAGAGAGGACUUUGUUUUCGUGGCGGAAAGCCUAAUCCUUAUUGAUCUUGUAGUCGAGAGGCAGAGUAUAUAUGUUGCCCUGCAAUCAUCAUUACUCACACCAGUUCUCGAGCAAGCUACAUUCUGCUGUUCUUUAUCGAACACAAGUGAUCCCGACCAAGCCUGUGCGAUCAUGAAGAUUUUCUUCCUUUGUCUUUUUGUUGCUGCCGUUCUUGGGCAUGGAGAAAACUUCAGAGCCAUCGAUCUUAAUUGUGAUGGCGUUGUGGUGUAUCAGGAAAUGCUGAGUGAUUUUCUUCAGAAAGACACAAACGGUGAUGGACUAGUCUCUCGUGAAGAGUUCGCUGCUAAAUCAUUCGUCGGUUCCAUCCCUUUUUUUGUCGAGUGCACCUUCAACUACUAUGACAAAAUGGAUGGCAAGAAGGACGGUAUAAUGGAAGAAAUAUCUACUAAAACUACCUACAGCAUCCUGGAUCCUGACAAUGAUGGGGAAAUCACAUAUGAGGAUUUUGCCAUAAAUGUUCCACAAAUUGAAAAUGGCAUCAAAGCAGAAAUGAUGGCCUUAUUAGAACAAGGUAGUUACUGAUGAAAACCAUACAAACAAGAGGCUACAAAAAAGAUGUGGAUGGUGUUCCUAAAGCAGUGCAGGUCUGAAAAGUUUUCAUACCCCAGUGGAAACUAUACUGGACACGAGCUUGGAAAUAAAAUAUAAAUUGCUGCAAAAUA